Molecule: messenger RNA, 381 nt
Organism: Chondrus crispus (carragheen)
Lineage: Eukaryota; Rhodophyta; Florideophyceae; Gigartinales; Gigartinaceae
Exons: 1
Coding region: 1-381 (126 amino acids)
Source: RefSeq, a predicted model, not a curated record
AUGGCUCUCAAAAGCGGAUCGCUUACCAGUGCUCUGAGAGCAGCAUCCAAGGAGGACAUUUCGGGCGCAUGCAUCUUCAAUGGCAUUCAAGGGGCAUCUAAGCUCUCUGCGGAGGUGGCUGACAAGGCGUCGUCAUAUAUGUCCAGCCUCAAGCGAACGGUUUGGACCAGGGUGGCCAAGGUGUGGGACGUCAGUUGUAUUCCGGUUCAAAACAAGCUGAAGAGUGCCUCAGUCGACUACAUCAUUCAUGCUCUGAACAAUGCUGCUGGCGAAGACGUGAAAAUGAUGGGAAUUGCGUUUGCAGAUGACGACAGCGGCGGGAUCGACAAAAUUAUGCGAGCAUGUAUUGACUGUAUUACCUCUGGUAGCCUAGACCACUAG